GUUGAUCAUGCAUCCAUCCCUCCACCACUGUUCCUACGUCGGUCCCAAUCUGCGGGGCGCGGUAGUGAUCGACCGCCUAACCGAAUUGAGCUAGUCUUGUCUCGCUCGCGCUUUGAGACUCUCUCAUGCCAGAAGCACCCAACCUCCGUGACAGCGACAAACCGCCUCUAUACAGCUCAACCCAGCAGCAAGCGAUUGCGCAUCCGGUCGAGACGAUCCAUUCAUCCCUCCAUCCGCGAUUCCACCACCUACCCAGGCCCGCCGACCCACCUCGUGCAGCGAGGCUCCACCGUCACAAUGGCAGCACGAAAGCUCCAGCAGGAGAUCGACAAAUGUUUCAAGAAGGUCAAUGAAGGGGUCGCCAUCUUCGACAGCAUACAUGAGAAGAUGCACCAAACGACAAAUCAAGCGCAGAAGGAGAAGCUUGAGGAUUCAUUGAAGAAAGAGAUCAAGAAGCUGCAACGGUCGCGCGACCAGAUCAAAACAUGGGCGACCAUGGGCGAGAUCAAGGACAAGAAGCCGUUGUUGGACCACAGGAAGCUAAUAGAAACACAAAUGGAGCGGUUCAAGGCGGUGGAGAAGGAAAUGAAGACCAAGGCGUACUCAAAAGAAGGACUGCAGCUUGCGUCUAAACUAGAUCCAAAAGACAAGGAAAAGGCGGAAGUCAUUGAGUUUUUACAACAAAUGACUGAGGAAUUGGAGCGACAGGUGGAAAUGCGCGAGGCCGAGGUGGAAACCCUGCAGGCUGGCAUGCGCAAAGGCAAAAAGGAUACCGCCAAAGCCGACGCAAUACAGGAGCUGGAGUCGGGCGUCGAGACACACAAGGAUCAUAUCAACAAACUGGAACUGCUGCAGAGAGCACUACAGAAUAGCAGUAUCGAGACGGAUCAGGUCAAGGAAAUCGAGGAUGGCAUCCGAUAUUACGUGGAAAACAACCAGGAGCCCGACUUCAUGGAGGAUGACACAUUAUACGAUGACUUGAAUCUCGACGAGGAAGAGGCUAUCUUUGGCAUGGGAGCUGAUGUAGACCAUGUCUCGUCACAAGAUGCACAAUCCAUACAUGACGAUACGCCUGAACCAGAGAUUCGAACAACUAGUCUGGGUACAAAGUCAAAAUCGGUAGAGGCAGUGCAAUCAAGUGCGCGAAGACCGUCAACGCAGAUGAAAUCGCCCCUGCCAGCGUUGGCGACGCUGCAUACUCCUUUGCCUGGUACCUCAAGUUCGUCGGCGAAUUCCAUGAAACCCGCGCCGAUACCGACACGGACACCCGGGGAGCCACUGAAAUAUGCGUCUGCAGCUGCUGCAGCUGCAGCAAGCGACAGGAAUGGCGUCGGGAUAGCUCCUUUACCCCCACCACCGAGCACAUUGAACGCAGCACAGGCUAGCAUAGCAUCGACAGGGGCGCGAACGAGUGCAGCCAGCUCGCCGGCACCGUCACAUCCUCAACCGGUACCGCAACCUCUACCCGAAAUCACACACCAAAUUCAAUCGUCAAAAUCUCCGGCCCCGUCCUCAGUCACCCCGGCUACAGGUGCCCACGAGAAGACGCCUUUGUCACGUGCUACGACUUCGUCUGAUGACGCGGGACCGUCUCAGAGGGCAGAUGAAGAAGAGGCAACGUCGGUGACUCCACCUUUGACAAAUGGAGAGUCACAUGUGGAAGAUGAAGAGGAGGAGGAGUCGGUGUACCAUCUCCCAUCCAAUCUACAAGAUUUGCUGGAUUCCUUUGAGGCUACUAAGCAUGACAUCACUACAUCAUCGUCGAAACCCCCAGAUGAGCGCAUGCUCAGCGUCUCCAUGAACACGGCACCGGAUUCCGCGGACACGGAAGCCCCGCGCCAUUACCGCCCCCAAAACUCGUAUCCUUAUACACCUUCGCACUACCCGCAGGAGCCGCUGGCAAUAUUCGACGACCCGCGCCUAUACUCGCGCAUCGAGACGGAUGCUCUGUUCUACGCUUUCUACUAUCGGCAGGGAACGUACCAACAAUAUCUAGCAGCCAAGGCCCUCAAGUCCCAGAGCUGGAGGUUUCACAAGCAGUACCAAACGUGGUUUCAGCGCCAUGAGGAACCCAAGGCCAUAACGGAAGACUUUGAGCAAGGAACGUACCGGUUCUUCGACUACGAGAGCACCUGGAUGAACCGUAGAAAGGCGGAUUUCAGAUUCGCGUACAAGUUCCUGGAGGACGAACUAUGAGUUCC
This is a messenger RNA of Periconia digitata, 2201 nucleotides long. The record is from the annotation of a GenBank genome assembly. NCBI's taxonomy places the organism in Eukaryota, Fungi, Ascomycota, Dothideomycetes, Pleosporales, Periconiaceae.